GGUUGUUGCCGGAAACGAGGCCUAUCUGUGACUCCCGGAUGUGGAACGCCUAUGGAAGUGCGGCCUUAGCGCCUUCCUUGGUCGCUUUUGUCCGGAGGUUCCAGACGAUAUAGUGAGAUGGCGAGCGCAGGUGCACCUGCAGCCGCGGUCCCCACCGUAGUUCCGCCUUUGGAGCAGCUACGGUGCUUGGCGGUGGAGCUGCGGUUGCUCUUGCCUGGAUUGCGGGUUGGCGAAGCCCAAGAGACCACCAAGGAGUUUAAUCCUGAGACGUUUUGGAGGAAACUCAAUGAGGCAGCUGUGAACGUGGCAAGGGAAGCCACGACUCUGACAGAAGUCUUCUCUCGAGUUCCACUGCCCUCUCCACAGGAAACCAAGAGGUUCUGCGAACAAGUCCAUGCUGCCAUCAAGGCAAUCACUGCAGUAUACUAUUCACUUCCCAAGGAUCGGGGAAUCACCCUGAGAAAGCUGGUACGGAACGCCACUCUGGACAUCGUAGAUGGAAUGGCUCAACUUGUGGAUGUGCUUUUCAUUACUCCAGGUCAAAGCCCAGAUAACAGUGACCUUAUUUCCUACAACAGUGUCUGGACUGCAUGCCAGCAGGUGCCUCGGAUACCAAAAGAUAACAAAGCUGCAGCCCUUUCAAUGCUGACGAAGAGUGUGGAUCUUGUGAAGGAUGCACAUGAGGAAAUGGAACAGGCCGUGGAAGAAUGUGACCCAUACUGUGGCCUCUUAAAUGACACUGAGGACAACUCUGACAGCCAUAGUGAUGAAGAGGAUGAUAGGUUGGGGUGUCCAAACAAUCGGGACUUAUACUGGUCAGAGGAGGAUCAAGAGCUCAUAAUCCCAUGUCUUGCACUGGUGAGAGCAUCCAAAGCCUGCCUGAAGAAAAUCCGGAUCUCAGUGGCAGAGAAUGGGAAGAAAGAUCAGGUCGCCCAGCUGGAUGACAUUGUGGAUAUUUCUGAUGAGAUCAGCCCUAGUGUGGAUGAUUUGGCUCUGAGCAUAUAUCCACCCAUGUGCCACUUGACUGUGCGAAUCAAUUCUGCAAAACUUGUAUCUGUCUUAAAGAAGGCACUUGAAAUUACUAAAGCAAGUCAUGUGACCCCACAGCCAGAAGAUAGUUGGAUCCCUUUACUCAUUAAUGCUGUUGAUCAUUGCAUGAACAGAAUCAAGGAACUCACUCAGAGUGAACUUGAAUUGUGAGUUUUCAGGCUCCUUUGUACUCUCCUCUCUCCUUUCCUUACUAUCACAGGUAGCCUCUGAUGUCUGCUUUUAAAAUGAGGCUAGAAUGCUCUCCUGAUCAAAAGGGAGUUCCUGUCCAUGCUUGUCAAGAGACAUUGUUACCAAAGAUUGUUGGUUGGUUAUGCCAGAUUGGCAGUUAUUAUAACUAUAUGAGUAUGAUAUAUUUUUCUGUGCUACAUUCAAAAGGUAAUUGCAUGAGUUUUUGUUCCUGAAUCACCUUUCAGAGAUUUGUGUAGAAGCUGCCUUAUUCCCUAUUUGCAAUAAAGUAUGUCGUUUCAUUGUUAAACAUGUUGAUAAUCUUAAUAAAAUGGUGACCUGCCAGUAGUUCAGUAAGUAA
Molecule: messenger RNA, 1576 nt
Organism: Neogale vison (American mink)
Lineage: Eukaryota; Metazoa; Chordata; Mammalia; Carnivora; Mustelidae
Gene: CCNDBP1
Product: cyclin D1 binding protein 1
Exons: 11
Coding region: 118-1200 (360 amino acids)
Biological process (GO): regulation of cell cycle
Cellular component (GO): nucleus
Source: RefSeq, a predicted model, not a curated record